AUGUCUGGAAACGCUAAACGAGGUGGUAGAGGUAGUAGACAAACAUGUAGCUCAAGCUGUAAUUUCCAAGCAGGUGGAAGUAGGCCAACUAGUCCUGAAAAUCAGUUUACCUUUAGUGCACCAAAGGAAACUGCUACUCAUCACGAGAGUAUUUGGAAAACCUACCAGAAAAAGCUGCAACCAACUUCUGAUAAAAAGAUGACAAAAGCUAUGGAAGCAGAACGUGCCAUGGACAUGGAAAAAAGUAUUGUUCAGGACACUUAUGGACUACACUCCAAAUCUUCUUCUGGUAACAACAAAGGGAACACUCACGAAAAAUCCAAGGCGGUCGUGAAAGAAAUGUCACGUGACCCUCCCUUAUUUCCGCAAAAUAUUGUUAACAACGUGAAUGGAACCAAUAAUGUUCCAACUCUUAACAAAGAAAUUACUUCAACUCCUUAUAAGGAUCAACAACAAUCUGUUGAGUUGCCUAAUCAGGAUAAGAACAAUCUGCAAGCCGAUCAUAAGUCUCAGCCCAUGGAUGUCGAUCCUAGUAACUCUCACAAAGAUUCAUCGAUCAUUACGAUUGAAAAGGUUAAAGAGCAUAUUGCAAUCGUCCCUUAUGGUGAACUUCUUGGGGGUAAAACUACAAAACUUACUAAAAUUAAAAAUGCUUUGAAGACGUAUAAUAUUCAGUACAAUAUGCAAUUACCUAUCAUCCAACUUGAAGGUGAUUCAGGAGAGGUUUUUAAUGUCAAGCUUCAGCCUAUUCCAUCAAAACCUGUUAAGGUGGUUAAUACAGAUGAAAAAAAUAAUGAUAAUUUGCAAAAUUCUAAUGGUCGUACAAUCCAAGUUAUUGAUAUUUCUGCAUAUAAACAGGUUCGCGAAAUUAGAGAAUCAUUUGAAGAUCUUGGCAAAAUUGAGAAAAUUUAUACAAGAGGCGCUGGUCUUUACCAAGUCGCGUUCAUUACAUAUAAGGAUGCUAAUUCUAUUAGUUAUUUCAACGAGCAAUGGAGUUAUCAUAUUAAUAAAGACAUAGUUAGAGUCUUACCCUUGUUGUUGAGCAAGGAGGAACGUGAGAAAAGAAAACAAUUCUCACUAAGAUUAUCGGGUUUACAUUAUCAAACUAGUGGUUAUAAUCUUAAAGAAGUCAUGACACAAUGUAAAGGGAAAACUUGUUUUAUCCCUGCCGUAAUGAUUAGAGGAAAAUAUCAAAGAUGUCGCUAUGCUUACAUUCAUUUUUCUUCACGAGAGGAUUUGAUGGCAGCUAGACAAAUGAAUAUUGAAUUCAAAAAAGGCAAUGCAGGUGCUAGAAAAUUAUAUUGGAAUUUCAAUAACCAUCCGAUGUUUUUAAAAUUCAAGGAACAAAUUAUUAACACCAUAAGAAAGGUGGAAGAUAAAUUGUGUAAAAUGGAAUCACUCAUUAACGACACUGGCAAGCAAAUUAGUGAAGUAGUUACAGCACAACAAGCACUUAAAUGCGAUAAAGCACAUCCAAUCCCAAGUAGUAAGAAAAAGAAAAAUCAACAAUCCAAUGCUGGUGCAGAAGUUAAAGCAGCGAAAAAACGCUGUAAAAGUGACUCUGAAUCAAGUGAAGACGAAGAUGAACUAGCAAAUAAGUCCGCUCUUCAAUCACAACAAUUCCAAAAAUCUGAUCAAAAUAUUCAAAAUAUUGUGGAUCAACAGAAAAAAAUUCAACAAAAUCACCAGGAAACUAAAUCCUUACUUUCAUCACUUUACAACAUGUUAUCUGGCGGCCCUUCAGCUUCAUCAUUAUUGGGGGAUAAUGAUGAAGUUUUUGAUGAUUCUGUCAUAUAA
Messenger RNA from Rhizophagus irregularis DAOM 181602=DAOM 197198, 1797 nucleotides. NCBI's taxonomy places the organism in Eukaryota, Fungi, Glomeromycota, Glomeromycetes, Glomerales, Glomeraceae. The record is from RefSeq and is a predicted model, not a curated record.